AUGACUUCUCACGAACAACCCCAGGAUCCGACAGAUGCCAAACAAGAAAUUGCAUCCAAAAUAAAACACAUUCUUGAUGGAACUUGUUUUGCCGCAUCGGAUCUUCGAAGACUGUCCGGAGGUACGGCCAACUUUAUGUAUCAUGCUACUCUCAAGCAAUCAUCAUCCAGAGAUAAAUACCAAGAUGGCGUCGUGGUCAAACAUGGCGAGGGCUAUGUUGCAAGCUAUCCAUCAUUCAAGAUAUCAACAUCCAGAUGUGCCGUCGAGUACGAAUCUCUUAUUCAUCUCGCCGCACUCCCUCCAUUACAAACUCCGCAUUGUAUGAUAUCAACGCCAAAGACCUAUUACUUCAACCAAGACACCAACACUCAGGUUCAGGAAUACCUCCCUCACGCUCUUUCUCUCAAGGAAUACGCUCUUGAGCACUACUCCCCCUCCACUCAAACACACAAGCCACAAUGUGAUCAGCUCGGCCACGCUCUAGGAGCUUGGCUUCGUGCGUUCCACGGCUGGAGCCAAGAACCUGAGCAAGCUGCCAUGCGUGAGGCGUUUGCGGGGAAUAAGGACGGACAGGGUCUUAAAAGCAUAAUCAAUUACCAGCGGCUGCUGCAGAUGGUCUAUCAGCAUCCAGAUGUUCUUGGCGAUGCAAGGGACGUUCUCCAGGGUGUCAGCGAUCUAGCGGCCGGGGAGCUUCUCAAUGAAACAGAUCUCUGCCCUAUCCACGGCGAUUUCUGGACUGGAAAUGUCUUGAUUUCCGAUGUUCCUGUAACAGACGGUGGCCGCAUCCCCGUCCGCGUCGUCGACUGGGAAAUGUCCCAGCUUGGUGUUCGACCUGUUGAUCUUGGUCAGUUCAUCGCUGAGCUCUGGUCGCUGAAGCUGUACAGAAACAUAGAUGCUGGUGAGUGGCUAAUCCGGGCUUUCGCUGCCGGUUACGGUUUAGUAGACGAUACCUUUGCCUACCGUGCAAUUAUCCAUGUCGGUAUUCAUAUCAUUUGCUUUGGGAGCUAUUGGUCUAUAACGCCAGGAGAAUUGAGCGAAGCUGAGCAGCGAAAAAUCAUGAUCAAGAUAGGUAAAGAGGUUAUACUCAAGGCUUGGAGUAGAGAUCGAGAGUAUUUCCGAGGACAUCUUCUUGGUUGUUUGUUCGGUUAG
Fusarium pseudograminearum CS3096 is the source of this 1149-nucleotide messenger RNA. RefSeq lists its product as uncharacterized. NCBI's taxonomy places the organism in Eukaryota, Fungi, Ascomycota, Sordariomycetes, Hypocreales, Nectriaceae. The transcript is spliced from 3 exons. Bases 1 to 1149 code for a protein of 382 amino acids. The record is from RefSeq and is a predicted model, not a curated record.